This is a messenger RNA of Anopheles aquasalis, 3372 nucleotides long. Its product is annotated as protein artichoke-like. Gene Ontology annotation, molecular function: protein binding. The record is from RefSeq and is a predicted model, not a curated record. NCBI's taxonomy places the organism in Eukaryota, Metazoa, Arthropoda, Insecta, Diptera, Culicidae.
AUGGAGAAGUGUGACGUACAGCGGGUGGAUUCGUCUUCCUUUAGCCAGGCGCGAGAGCUGAAAGUGUUGCGCCUUCAUCGAAACCGCAUCUCGAGACUAUCGAACUACUUGUUCCGCAACGCUACCAAAUUGGAACGCAUCAACUUUGGGGGAAAUCGUAUCGAUGAGGUCGAGGAACAGACCUUCCAAGGUAUCGCGGGGCUCGUGACGCUCCGAUUGUCCCGCAAUCACAUUAAGGUGCUGCCUGCCAAGCUUUUCGCCGGAAUGAAGCAGCUCACGGAUCUGAACGUCGAUCACAAUCGCAUCGAGUUCCUGUCUGAUCGUUCGUUCGAGGAUCUGACGUCGUUAAAGGAACUGUACCUUAGUUACAACUUUCUUCAGAAUCUCACCGACAAUGCGUUCGUUGGGUUAGCGAAUCUCAACACGUUGGCAUUACAUUCGAACCGAAUUGCGACGAUUGCACCAAACACUUUCGCACCGCUGACGAGUCUGGAAACUCUACUACUGGAGGACAAUCGUUUGCAAGCUAUUGCUCCGGAAUCGUUCGCAGCGUUGGGCAGCUUGAUCAAACUCGAGCUGGAUAAGAACUUACUAGAGAACAUACCAAAGGAUUUGUUCAAACGUAACAGACAGCUACAGAUUCUGCGUUUAUCUGAGAACAGCAUUAGUUCGUUGGACUCGCAUAUCUUUGAAACUUUAGGUGAUCUGGAAGAACUAACGCUUACUGGUAAUGCGCUUCAGGCUUUGGAUACGAGUCUUUUUAAAAACCUGACCAACUUGAAGACACUUAACCUUGACAAAAACUCUUUAAAUAAUAUCGAUGCCGGAACGUUCGACGAGUUGAAGCUUUUAGAAAGUCUAUCGUUGGCCAAUAAUGGACUUUUGUUCUCGCCUGAAGCAGCAUUUCUAAAGAAGCUAAAAUGGCUUCGCAUUCUGGUGUUGGAUUACAACUUUCUCUCGAUGUUCAACCCCACAUUUUUCUUAGGAGCACACAAGGUAGGAAAUCUGCAUUUGAUCAGUAAUGAAUUGCAAACGAGUGAAGUACCCUCUUUUGGUAUUAUGCCAAAGUUGACAGAGAUUGUGCUAGAUAAGAAUAAGCUUGUGUACAUCGAUAAGAAUCUACUCUCGGAAUGUCGACAUGUGACGCUGCUCUCAUUCCAACAGAAUCAGAUCGUGCAGAUUGAACCAGGUUCGUUCGAAACAUUGAGCAGUGUGCUGGAGCAGAUUGACCUCAGCCAGAACUAUAUUACCAACAUUUCGAACGUACUGUCCAACCUAAGUGCCCUCAGUAUCGUAGAUCUAUCGGACAACCGCCUAAGUGUGCUGCAGGAUGAUGCAUUUGAUGGGUCGGAUGCUCUAAUGAUGAUAAAUUUGGAUAAUAACUUCAUACAAGUCAUUCCGGCUGCUCUGGCAAAAUUACCACAACUAACAGAUCUGUCAUUGAUUGGAAAUAGGCUCAAAACCACUGUUUCUCCUGCCAUCGCAAAUGGAUUCGCUGGUCUGUUGCGAUUGUAUCUCACGAAUAACUCGAUCACAACACUUCAGGUCAAACAAUACCCGAUGCUCGUUGGACUCCACCUAGAAAAUAAUCAAAUUAAGAGCAUUCCCGAUGACGCGUUUGAGACGAAUGAAGACCUGAAAACACUUUAUCUGUCCAACAAUCGGAUCACGGGAUCGCUAGACCGCUGCUUCCUUCCGGUUCGUCGCCUGGAGAACCUUCAACUCGAUAAUAACCCGCUUGGCCGUAUUUCCGCCAGCACGUUCAGUUCCCUCACCCAGUUGGAGACACUCAUGCUGAAGAACACUAGCCUUACGGAGCUGAGAGGUAGUCCGUUCGUUUCGUUGGAAAAACUGAGCCUAUUGGAUCUAUCCGAGAACAACAUCGGAACCAUCGGAUCAGCGGAAUUGCAGGGUCUCAAGUCUCUCGAUGAGCUCUACCUCAAUAACAAUGACUUCGCUGAUGCUAAUUUGAGUGGCUUAUCUGUUGUAGAUAACGUAAAGUUGUUAACCAUAUCGUAUAGCAAAUGGAAUCCAUCGGCAGAUUUGCUGGUCAAUAAGACCAAGUUGGAAGAUCUCUACAUGCAAGGAGCUCAGUUCAAUGUACUGCCAAAUGACUUUUUCCUUUUCACCGGAAAACUAUCCCUUCUGUCUAUCUCCGACAACAAGCAGUUCAAUCAUCUUCCUAGCACCUUCUUCCAGCAUAUACCGUAUCUGAAGGAGCUAACGUUAGUGAACAAUAGUUUGUCAUCGUUCGAGCAAGGAGUUUUCGAUUAUUUGGGUCUGCUAGAGGAGUUGUACAUAAGAGGCAACCCAUUGCGAACGCUCCGUUCGGAUUUGUUUGCCAAGACGUACAGCCUGAAAACGUUGGAAAUAUCGGAAGCCAACCUUACCAGUCUACCGGUGGGAUUGUUCGGUUCCCUCAACCGUCUAAAAAAACUCGAUCUGGACAGUAAUCAGCUAUCGAAUCAACUAACGGAUCAAACCUUCCAGGGGCUGCACUCAUUAGAGAUUCUGUUGCUGCAGGACAACGGAAUAGAACGGUUGUCGCAAGGUGUUUUCGAUAGCCUAGUACUGCUGCAAGAAGUGUACCUUGGCCGUAACAAGCUGAGCUCGCUAGACUCCCGCCUGUUUGCCAACAUGCGCCACAUGAUGAUACUCGAUUUAUCGAACAACAAGUUCUCAACCUUUGAUCUGACUACAUUGUCGUUUGCAAGUCCUCUUCCUUGGCUGAAUUUGGAUAGUAACGGUUUGAAGACGAUCAAGAUUACACCAACGUUGAACAAGCUUUCAGUGGAUAACAACGAGCUGAGCUCGAUUAAUGUUGAUAAAACUACGCAGUCGUUUAGUAUGCUCAUCCAGCUUUCAGCCUCGCAUAAUCGGUUCUCAACGGUUCGAGCCUUUUACCAAUUCCCUGCAAUGUCGGAACUGAAUGUAUCGUUUAAUCGAUUUGAAACACUUGAUUUGGGUUCAUUGUCGAGCAAAAUGAUUCCGCUGAUGGCGCUGAACGCCUCCAAUAGCUACGUCAAACACAUUGGAAAAGCAUUCUUCCAGCCACAAUUGUUGUUCAUUCACUUGGACGUUUCAAAUAACAAUCUAACUAGCAUCCAAGAUUUCGGCGAGCUCCGGUAUCCAUUCUUGCAGAACCUUAUCAUUGGUGGCAAUCAGUUCGAUACGUUCUCGCUAGAGGAAAUGACCAAACAGUUCACUAUGCUGCGGACGAUCGGUCUUGAGGGCACUCAAGGCAGCUUGAGUUGUGAUUUCAUUCGUGGAUUGGAUCUAGAUCGUUUCUAUCUUAAUCAGUGGCGCAAACCACAGUUGGAAGGGAAACAACUAACAUGCGCGAAGCAAGUGAAGGGCAUCUGUUGUCUAUAA